Molecule: messenger RNA, 8301 nt
Organism: Spodoptera littoralis (African cotton leafworm)
Lineage: Eukaryota; Metazoa; Arthropoda; Insecta; Lepidoptera; Noctuidae
Source: the annotation of a GenBank genome assembly
AUGCCCACGCCGCUGCAGCCCGGCGGCCCCGCUAGCGGCCCGCCCCCGGAGCGCAAGCGGCGCCGCAAGCGCGACGAUCCGCAGAGUUCAGCUGCGCUCGAGCCUGACGACGACGACGGCGACAUGAGCCCAGAGGAAGAACCGCGCAACGCGCCCGCGGCUCCCGCGGCGCCAACCCCAGCGCCCUCUUCUGCACCCGCGCCGACCUCACCUCCCGCCGCGCCAGAUGCCGUCGACCUUACCUCGCACAGAGACUCUCCGCCGCUCUCCUCCGACGUCGAAAGAUUUGACGGCAAAAUCGUCUACAACCCUGAUGGAUCUGCCUAUAUCAUCGAGGACCCUGAAUUAUCAGAAGGAGAAACGAGCAUACCCGAUCUACCAAAAAUAGAACCUGGGUGUAUCGUAGAUAGUCGCGACAACAACGUAGUGGAAAGACAGCUCGAUUUCCCACAGAUAGCGAGCGCGUUCUACGUGUCAAGAAACCCUUCGUUGUAUGGAGCGUUGUAUGGAAGACUGGCAGCAGAACGAGCGCGAGCGAGACCCGACGCGCCUGUUAUGCACAGUUACCGAGUAUUUAGUUUUCGCGGAGGAAAGGACGCUCCUAGACCGCCAUCUCCUCCAACUGAGUGUCCUGUUAGCGUACCAGUCAAACCUAUCCUAAUGUGUUUUAUUUGUAAAUUGAGUUUUGGCUAUGCAAAAUCAUUUGUAGCGCAUGCACAAGCGGACCACAGUUUAUCGUUACUGGACUCUGAAAGAGACGCCUUAUCGAGAGAGAAUGCUUCUGCUAUUAUACAGUGCGUGGGCAAAGAUAAAGAGCCACUAGUCUCAUUUUUAGAACCUGUUGGUGCUGCCGCGCCACCUCGGUUAUCAUCUUCGGGAAGCCCUAAUAUGACAGAAUUACCAAGCCCAUCAUUAGACAAGCGACAAGAUUUAAUGUCGAGCGACAGAGAUACCGAGUCAAUGCUAUUAAACGGAACGUGUGAUGAGAGGAAACCAAGCCCAACAGCGGCAUGGAGGCCGCCACGGUCGAUAGCCGAAUCUUUAAUGCCACAACAUUCCUUGAUCUCCGUGGCACAUCCACAUACGAUUAAUGCUUCAGUGCAACCACGGGCCAGUCCUAACUCAUCCCCACCAUUUCAAGCUACACCGCCUGCCUUCCUUUCUGGAACGACGAUAGGUGUUUGCCCAGAUCACUUAGGAGGAAGGCCGUCUGGUGCAGAUUGUCCAAAAUGUGAAUUGAUUCUGAACUCAGGUAGAUUAGGUGGCCCACUAGCUGGUAUGCAUAGUCGGAAUUCCUGCAAAACCUUGAAAUGUCCCAAAUGUAAUUGGCAUUAUAAAUACCAAGAGACAUUAGAAAUACAUAUGAAAGAGAAACAUCCUGAAGCUGAGACGAGUUGCAUAUAUUGCAUAGCUGGACAACCACAUCCUCGGCUGGCCCGUGGAGAAACAUACACAUGUGGCUACAAACCAUACCGUUGUGAAGUAUGUAACUACUCGACUACUACUAAGGGUAAUCUAAGUAUACACAUGCAAUCUGAUAAACAUCUAAAUAAUAUGCAAGAGCUUCAAAAUGGUGGCAACCCUGGCGAAGGAACUUUACCUCCUGCCCCUCAACAUACUCCGCCAGGCCCACACAAACCACCACUGCCGCAUCAUUCACCCUUAGGUCAAAAACCAAAGCCAACCUUCCGCUGCGAUGUUUGUAACUAUGAAACAAACGUUGCACGUAAUCUGAGGAUACACAUGACUUCCGAAAAGCAUACCCACAACAUGCUUGUUUUGCAGCAAAACGUUAAACAUAUGCAGACGUUAUCAGCUCUUCACCACAGGCAACAAAGUCAACAACAACUUGAAAGUUUAUUGCAUUUCCAUGGUGGCGAUGCUCCACCUCCUAACCCUGAAGCUGCUCUUGCUGAUAUGGCUUACAACCAGGCCUUGAUGAUUCAACUAAUGACUGGAGGCCCAGGUCCUUCACCUCCUGAAUUAGGAGCUCAUCUUGAUGUUGGUUUAAAUCCAGAAGCAAUGGAACCUCCACCAGAGCCUGCUGAUCCAGAGCCAGAGAGAACAUACCAUUGUUGCAUCUGCAACUGUUUCUCAACCGAUUCCUUAGAAGCACUGGGCCAUCACUUGGCCCAGGACCGCACGAAAAUCAGAGAACAGGAGAUUCUGGCUUUAGUAGCUGGUCACUAUGUGUGCAAAUUAUGCACAUACAAAACCAACUUAAAAGCUAAUUUCCAGCUACAUUGCAAAACUGACAAACACUUACAGAGGCUUCAGCAUGUAAACCAUGUCAAAGAGGGUGGACCAAGGAAUGAAUGGAAACUGAAGUUCUGUGGUGGUGUUGGAACAGGUGGUGCAAGCGUCGGUGGUGUACAGGUUCGAUGCUGUGCGUGUGAUUACUAUACUAAUUCUGCGCACAAACUGCAGCUUCAUGCAGCAGGUGCGAGACAUGAAGCCGCUGCCUUACUAUUGAGACAUCUUCGCGAGUGCGCGACACGUAUUCCUCGAGAACGUCCCCGAGUAUACCGCUGUGCUCUCUGUGGCUUCGGAGCACCCCAUCGACUGCCACUUCUGCAACACGUUCGAUCGGUAAAACAUAUGCAGAUGGAACAAAUUCACCAGCUCCAACGUCGCUCUGAGGGCAAAGACCCAACCCCUGAUGUAGCUGAACUGUUCCAAGUCAUCCCUCAGCCAUCUGAGUUACCGAGCCCGUACGAUCAGCAAGAUAAUGACACUAAGGAGCCGAUCGACCAGAAACCAGAGUUAACUCAAGAACAAAAGAUGAUGAGAUUUUUGGAACAACAUCAGCAACAACAACAACAACAACAGCAGCAGCCGCAACAACAACAACAUGUAUCGCAACAAAUUCAGCAAAGUUCCAGUGAGAGGGAGGAAGAACGAGAGACUCCCGGACCACACGCGUGUCCUUAUUGUAAUUUUAGUUGUUCGAACGAGUCUCGCCUACACGCACAUGUCACCUCCGUACAUGGCGACCCGUCUCGACAUUUCAUUUGCCCUCUUUGCCAAGAUGGCUUCAAGGAACGACCAGCCCUCGAACGACACGUCAUGCAAAUCCAUUCCGUUAACUCGGAAGGACUACAGAGACUGCUAUUACUUGUUGACCAAAGCCAUUGGUUGAAUGGUGGAGCCCAAUCCCAAAGAGACGAAUCUCGACAAGGUGACGAUGAGCGAGAAAUUUCCUCACCACGAUCGGAGGGAAGUGCUGAUGGUGAAACUGAGAGGUGUUCGACUUGCAACCGCACCUUUAGAAACGUUGAUGAAUUAUGUCACCAUCAGAAUGAGUCCGGCCACCUCGAACUAAAACAAACACCGCAAGGGCCGGGUUACGUGUGUUGGAAGAAAGGAUGCAAUCGAUACUUUGACGCAGCUCAUGCUCUACAAAAUCACUUCAGAGAAGCACAUGCGCGUAACUCUAUUGCCAACAUGUCAGUGUCUGAAAAACAUGUGUAUAAGUACCGUUGCAAUCAGUGCAGUCUGGCGUUUAAGACAAUUGAAAAACUACAGCUACAUUCACAAUAUCAUGUUAUAAGAGAUGCAACCAAGUGUGUGCUGUGCGGUAGAAGUUUUAGAUCUGUGUUAGCACUACAGAAGCACGUUGAAACUUCCCAUCCUGAAUUAUCUGAAGAAGAACUGAGUGCCUUUAAACGCAGUUUAGCAUCGAAUCCUUUAUUACAAGCUGCACAAGGCACAGCUCUAGAUGCUGCUACUGCUGAGCUUUUACGUAAAGAAGCGUUAAGAACUCCAGAUGAUGACCUCGCCGAUGUUGAAGAUAGAGACUCUAGUGCAACAGUCGCUGAUGAGUCCGGACAUAAUGAUGCUGAAAACUCGGAUGACUCAAUAAUUUACAAAGAUCAACAAUUCUUGGAAGAUUAUUUAAAUUCUCAAGCAAUGGCUGAAGACUCAUACAAUGACCCAAAUAGAAAAUAUAAGUGUCACCGGUGCAAGGUUGCGUUUACACGACAAUCUUAUUUGACUGCACAUAAUAAGACACUCCUGCAUAGAAAAGGUGAAAAGUUAACCUACCCCAUGGAAAAAUAUCUAGAUCCAAACAGACCAUUCAAGUGUGACGUAUGCAAGGAAUCUUUCACGCAAAAGAAUAUUUUACUUGUUCACUACAAUAGUGUGAGCCAUUUACAUAAAUUGAAGCGAGCUAUGCAAGAACAACAGAAUAAUAAUAAUCCUCCCGUGUCGCCCGGGGCGGGUUCUGCGCCAUCUAAUUUGACACUUACACCCAAAAGUACAUCGAGCGAGGAAGAUGACCGCAAACGAUAUAAAUGUAACAUUUGUAAAGUUGCAUACACACAGGGUAGUACGCUCGACAUACACAUGAGAUCGGUGCUUCACCAAACACGUGCUGGCAAAUUACAAGAACUAGCCGCAGCUGGACACGUGGACUUGUCACGACCCCUAGUGGAGCAGCCUGACCGGACCGACCCCGCCAAAAUAUUACAAGACGUGUUGUCGCCGAAAAAUACAUCCCCUUCGUCUACAAGCAGCGGGGGCCCGCGUUCCUCACCCCCUGCGCGCCCAGGUAGCCCGCGUUCGCCCCGCGCAGGUAACAUUACGUGCGAACGCUGUCAGACGUCAUUCCCUAACGGGGAGUUACUCGAGGCACAUCGAGCGACGUCAUGUCCGUACGGCGAUGCGCGGGCGCAUUCGCCGCUUGGCGAAGCUGAAACAGCUGCACUUGACGAGAUGGUGGCCAAGGGUAACCCGCCCAAACGGAAUUCACAAAUGUAUAAGCAAUUAUUAGAAACCUUUGGAUUCGAUCUCGUUAUGCAAUACAAUGAAAAUCAGCGGAGAAAAAUACAGGAAGAACGAGAGAUGGUGCGUGUACCAAGUCCACCGCCGCCGCCUCCUGAGGAAAAGCCUCCGGACGGUGAAUCCAAAUCUACGUGUCAACAUUGCAAUAAAGAAUUUUCAAGUGUGUUCGUUCUUAAAACCCAUUGUGAGGAAGUGCACAAGGAUAAAGUACCUCUAGAAUUUCUAGAGCAGUUUGCGGAACAGUUUAAAUCGGAAUAUGAAAGGAAGUCUGGUGCACCUAACUCACCUCGUGCUGCCUCUCCCGCGCCGCAAGGUGACAGGUCACCGUCUCCACGUGGUGACAAUAGUGGAAACUUUAAUGAAAAUGGAAGUGCACAAGGUGAUGCGCAAGCUGGAGCGCUACUGGCUGCGCAAGUGCAAGAGAUGCAGGCAGCAUUAAAUAUGAUUCAGCUACAACAACAACUAGGACAACUGCAUCCGAUGGUAGCUCAGAUGUUAUCGUUGGGGCUGCCUCUAGGUUUGAACGUCGGAGCACUAGCUGCCAUGAACCUUCAACCACCAUUGGUGCCGUUAAUGCUACCACCUCCUCCAUUCGAUGCAAUGCCCUUCGCCCACGACGCCCAGAUGAAACAACAACAAUUAUUACAGCAGCAGCAACAGGCUAAUGCUGCAGCUGGUCAAAAGAGAGCGCGUACACGCAUCACUGAUGAACAACUGAAAAUUUUGAGAGCACAUUUUGACAUUAACAAUUCGCCCAGUGACGAGGCUAUCGCGAAAAUGGCCCAACAGUCUGGACUCGCUACAAAGGUAAUCAAACAUUGGUUCAGAAAUACUCUUUUCAAGGAGCGACAGCGAAACAAAGAUUCACCUUAUAAUUUCAACAAUCCUCCUUCUACGACCCUCAAUUUGGAAGAGUAUGAAAAAACUGGUGAGGCCAAAGUAACAACUUUGGAUUCAUCAGCAAGCUCUGAUGAAGGAAAGCCACCACCUGAAAAAAAGGCUAAAAUUGAAGAUACUAGUAUGCUAAUGCAUCAAGAAGUUAAGUCGGAACCCAACGAUGAGCCAACGAUGGAGGAAAAAUACAAUUCAUAUGACGAUCGACACCAAGAAGACAAAAGCUUUAUCUUUCCUCAAGCACCAUCGCAGAGCCCAGCACCAAUGAUUCAAAACAAUGAUCACCAUCAUCAAAACAAAUCGCGACCUCAAACACCAACGCACAUUUCAUUAAACUCGUUAAUUCAAUCUCAAUUAGAUUCGAUUCCGGCAACUAGUAUACCACAGCCGCCUCAUCCAUCGAUGUUACCACCAAAAUUGAAUCCUAAUUUCACGUCCCCAAACUCCGCGCCCCCGAACGUCCUACCUUUGACCCCGAAUCGCAGCCUCAGCCCUGGCAGAGGGCCGGCCGAUUUCGGACUUUCCGGGGGCAAUUCGAACGGAUCCAACAGCUCAACGGGGUCUUCUGGCAAACGCGCCAACAGAACUAGAUUUACAGAUUAUCAAAUCAAAGUAUUACAAGAGUUUUUUGAAAAUAAUGCAUAUCCCAAAGAUGAUGAUCUCGAAUAUUUGUCAAAGUUAUUGGGGUUAAGCCCUAGAGUGAUUGUAGUCUGGUUUCAAAACGCACGCCAAAAAGCCAGAAAAGUCUAUGAAAACCAACCAGCCGCAGAUCCGCCUGCGAGUGCCACGGAUGAUGCCAAUAGAUUUCAACGUACUCCAGGCCUUAACUAUCAAUGUAAAAAGUGCCAAUUAGUAUUUCAAAGGUACUAUGAACUUAUAAGACAUCAAAAGACGCAUUGUUUCAAAGAAGAAGAUGCAAAAAGAUCAGCACAAGCACAGGCUGCAGCGGCUCAAGUUGCAGCUACAUUAAGCAGUGAGGAUUCCAAUUCGAGCAAUGUAGAACAUCACCCUCCCCACGUGCCAGUCUCACCUGCGCCGCCUCGUACGCCGACUCCCGCGGCACCUAACUACCCUGUGUCGCCAGCACCGCCUGCGCCGUUAACACCUGUUACCCCACUAUCGCACACACCUCGUGAAGAAAAAGAUGGAAAUUUUCAGUGUGAUAAAUGUAACCUAGUCUUCCCUCGUUUUGACUUAUGGCGAGAACACCAACUGGUUCACAUAAUGAACCCAAACUUAUUUCCCACAUAUCCACCCGAUUCCCCUUUUGGAAUUUUGCAACAACAUGCACAACUACAACAACUAAAUGCAAGCCUUGGCAGUGAUGAAGUUCGCCAUCCUUUAGUAGCGGCUCUCAACCAACAAGUCGCUAAAAGGAAAUUUGAUGAGUAUGAAGAAGUUGAAACAGGUGAACAGCCAAAAGACAAACGCUUAAGAACUACAAUUCUACCGGAACAACUGGAUUACCUCUACCAAAAAUACCAAAUCGAAUCUAAUCCAUCUCGUAAAAUGCUUGAAAACAUAGCACGCGAAGUUGGACUAAAAAAAAGAGUGGUACAAGUUUGGUUUCAAAAUACUAGAGCACGUGAGAGGAAAGGACAAUUCCGAGCACAUGCACAAGUCAUAAAUAAAAGAUGUCCAUUUUGUCCAGCGUUAUUUAAAGUAAAAAGUGCCCUAGAAAGUCAUUUGAGCACCAAACACGCAGAUCAGUGUGCGAGAGGUGAGAUCAAUGUAGAUGCAUUACCUGAUGAAGAAUUGAGUACAGAAUCAACCCCGAGUUUCGGGUCUCAACAAAGUGAUCGGCAGCAAAAUUUUUCCCAAGCGGGGGCUCCCAUGUUGCCCCCUAUUUUUCCACCUUUUCACUCAGACAUGGAGAAAUUUAUCAAGCAGUACAGUGAAGAAUCAAUGAAACGCUAUGUAAGUGAAUUACAAGCGCAUGCGGCCGCUCAACAGAAUGGCGGCGGAAAUGAACCAACUGAACGACGUCCCGAACAUGGAAAAUCAGAGAUACCUUUAGAUCUCAGUAAACCAGUUGAUCUGUCACGACCUGGAUCUGACGCUGACGAGCGCUCCGACACGGCUUCUGAAACUAUGGAAUUCUAUGAAGAAGACGAGCCGACCUCGCCUCUCCCCGGCCAGCAACAAACGACUCGGCCGCCGGGAAAACGUUAUCGCACGCAAAUGUCAUCCUUGCAAGUAAAGAUUAUGAAAUCCUUAUUCGGGGACUACAAAACUCCGACUAUGGCGGAAUGCGAGGCGCUCGGUCGAGAAAUUGGACUACCCAAACGUGUAGUGCAAGUUUGGUUCCAAAAUGCACGUGCCAAAGAGAAGAAGGCGCGCCUGGCUGCCGGACUCAUGGAGGUGUCCGAUGCGCCGCCGCCGGAAGAGUGUCGAGUAUGUGACUUCAAAUACAGUCAUAAAUACUCGGUGCAGGACCAUGUGUUCACACGUGGUCACAUCGCGGCUGUACGCGCGCGGCUCGAAAGUGGUGCAGGCGGCGGCGAUGACAGCACGCUCGCGCUCAUGCAGAUGGCAGCGCGUCUUGAGAGCGGCAUGGGCGGCGACUUGCACAACGCGUUCCUGCGGCCGCAGCUCGCCGGCAAUGGUGAGUGUACAACUUGA